GUCGGCUUCAUACGGUUGAAGUGGGACCUCGGACUAUGCAGGAGACACUUCCUUUAUUUAUUUAUCUUCCAGCAUUAGAUUAAAGCAUGGUGCAGUAGGAGAGGUUAUGUAAAAACACCAGUUUACUUUGAGUAUCUGUUAAAUAGCGUUGUUUCGUGUAAAAGUUGUUUAAUGUGGAUGGCAAUUAGAGCAAAGUCAUCAGCACUUUUAGAAAUAUCUUGUUCACAUGCUUCAGACGUGUGGAAAGGGUAUCUAUGCUAGCACAUUAAAAAUCAUAAGUAAUUUUAGUUGUCUGUACCUGUAGUUUUGUGGCUAUGGCUACGGAAAAUAAGACAUCACGUGUUACGAAAAGAAUUGGAACCCACAACGGUGUCUUUCAUUGUGAUGAAGCAUUGGCAUGCUUUAUGUUAAAGCAGCUUCCUCAGUAUCGAGAUGCUGAAAUCGUUAGAACGAGAGAUACAGCUAUCUUAGAAACAUGCGAUGUUGUGGUUGAUGUUGGUGGUGAAUAUAAUCCAAAGAUUCACAGGUAUGAUCACCAUCAAAGAGGCUUCGAAGAGACUCUCUCAAGUGUACGGCCAGACCUAGCCAAAAAUAAACAUAUAAAAUUAAGCUCUGCAGGUUUAGUAUAUGCCCACUUUGGAAUAGAGGUGUUAUCAGUGAUUCUUUCUAAUAAUAAAAUUGUGCCCAGUUCGGAAUGUCUAAGAACUUUGUUUGUAGCUGUGUAUGAAGGGUUUGUUGAAGAACUUGAUGCAAUUGAUAAUGGGAUACCCAUGUAUAGUGAAGGUCAUCCCAGAUAUAGGAUAAAUACUCAUCUUAGUGCUAGAAUACAUAGACUUAAUCCAGAAUGGAAUACCUUGGAGUCUGAACCUCAGGAUAAACUGUUUGAGAAAGCAAUGUCUUUAGCAGGUUCCGAAUUCACUGAUAAAGUACUAGAGGUUGGUCAUAUGGGGAGAAUUUGGUGGCCUGCAAGGGAAAUUGUGAAGAAUUCUAUUGUAGAUAGGCAUAAUGUACAUAAAACUGGAGAAAUAAUAGAGUUAAAAGAAAGAUGUCCUUGGAAAGACCAUCUACUGAGUCUUGAAGAAGAAAUGGGGAUUUCUGGACAAAUAAAAUUCUGUAUUUUUCAUGAUAAAGGCGAUUCAUGGAGAGUACAGGGAAUACCUGUGCAGCCUGAUAGUUUUAUUUGCAGGGUAUUCCUCCACAAAGACUGGAGAGGUGUAAGAGAUGAGGAAUUAAGUAAAGUUUCUGGGAUUCCUGGGUCUAUAUUUUGUCAUAGUACUGGGUUUAUUGGGGGAAAUAAAACCAGGACGGGGGCACUGGAAAUGGCAAUAAAAAGCCUGCAAGAAGCUUCAACAAAUGGUGAUUAGCCAAAAGGAUUUUAAGUUUUUAACAAAUGGGAUUUUUUUAUACAACUUGUUUAAAUGCUCUAAAGUAAUAAUCUCCAGUGUUUUUUAAUUUAUUAUAAUUGAAUGAGUUAUAACAGAUUUAUUUGGUAAUAAUAAACCAUGAGCAAUU
Messenger RNA from Agrilus planipennis (emerald ash borer), 1512 nucleotides. Its product is annotated as UPF0160 protein MYG1, mitochondrial. Bases 315 to 1364 code for a protein of 349 amino acids. The record is from RefSeq and is a predicted model, not a curated record. The transcript is spliced from 5 exons. Gene Ontology annotation, cellular component: cytoplasm; nucleus. NCBI's taxonomy places the organism in Eukaryota, Metazoa, Arthropoda, Insecta, Coleoptera, Buprestidae.